This is a messenger RNA of Penicillium alfredii, 1308 nucleotides long. RefSeq names its product zinc finger BED domain-containing protein. The transcript is spliced from 5 exons. NCBI's taxonomy places the organism in Eukaryota, Fungi, Ascomycota, Eurotiomycetes, Eurotiales, Aspergillaceae. The coding region runs from base 1 to 1308 and encodes 435 amino acids. Gene Ontology annotation, molecular function: DNA binding. The record is from RefSeq and is a predicted model, not a curated record.
AUGGAGCCAGAGACUGAGCAAACACGUGCAGAUUUCACCGACUGGUGGCUUCGAACAGAGUUCGGCGCGAAUAAAGAUAUACAGAACAAUGUUCAUUGGGAUCACAAGAAGAGAGCCUCGGUCUGGGACUAUUUUGAUCAGGUCGCUCAUGAGCGGACUGGCGAGCCGAAGGUUAUGUGCAAACAUUGUCAUUCUGUACUUGUUCACCCGAAUAUUCGACGUGGAGGAACAUCACCCAUGAAGGCCCAUCUAACGGGUAACACCUGUCAUAGUAUGCCUAAACGAGGUAUAGACAAGAUGGUCACAGCACAGCCACAGAAAUCUACAGCAAUUUACUCCGACGAAAGACUUGCUCAGAAUAUCUUGUCUCUGAUCCUCGUUGCCCGGCUCCCAUUUCGAAUCCUCGAUCGACCAGAGUUCCAGGAACUAGCCAAUAAAAUCGCUCUCGCACCCUCAUCAAUCAAGCUACCCUCACCGAGGACCAUCAGUCGACAAUUACACUCUAAAUUUCAACAGAGACAACAGAGUGUACUGGAAAAACUACCGGAGGGCAGUGGACUGUCUCUAUCCCUUGACUGCUGGACAUCGCCUUUUAAGCAGGGCUUUAUGGCUAUUACAGGCUAUUUUUUGGAUGACGACUGGGAGUAUCGUGAGGCUUUACUUGGCUUUGAGCCUUUACAGGGCUCACAUACUGCAAGUUACCUCGGAUCAGUCGUUACUGAUGAGCUACGGAGUCGAGGCAUUAGAAGUAACGGUAUUGGCAAUGGUAUAUUCCGUGUUCCAUGUCUUGCCCACGUUAUUCAGUUGAGUCUUAAUCAACUGCUUGGGAAGAUGAAGGCAGUACCAUUAAAUAACAAAGCUGAGGAUGAGUGGCUGGAUGAGCCCACUGACCAUGAAUUCUAUGGCGAUGUGUACGGUAUUGCUACCAUCCUUGCCCCAUCAAAGAAGCUCCGAUUCUUUAACUCAAAGGACUGGCAAGGUGAUAUUGACUAUGGUGCAAGAUACCGUGAUUGCCUUGAGAAGGAGUUCUGGCGAUAUAAACGACGGGUUUCCGACCAGGCUAAACAAUCAUCCUCUACUACACAAGAGGAUUUGUAUAGCACUAUUGAUGAGAUCGAGAUGCUCUGCGAUUCACAGACUUCAUUACAACCUGGAGGGGUCUUAGAUGAGGAAGAGGAUGAUGAGCUCGCUCGUUAUAUUGCAAAAGAUCCAAUCAGUGACAAUGAGGAGAAUGAGGGUACACAGCGAGUCUCCCGUGUUCGCAAGACACCUAAGAUGCCCGAGGGAUUCCAGAUGGGCCCUCUAUAG